Molecule: messenger RNA, 943 nt
Organism: Cucumis melo (muskmelon)
Lineage: Eukaryota; Viridiplantae; Streptophyta; Magnoliopsida; Cucurbitales; Cucurbitaceae
Exons: 4
Coding region: 138-665 (175 amino acids)
Source: RefSeq, a predicted model, not a curated record
GGGUAAAGAAAGGGAGGGAGUUGGGUAGGGGUUACAUACAUACAUACAUACCUUUAAAGCCAUUGCGGCGGGUUAGGGUUUGGCCACCUAACAGAGAAAGAAAAUCAUCAUCAUCAUUUGCGAGAGAGAGAUUGAGGAUGACGACGCAGAAACAGAGCUGGGAGGCACAGCAGAUGCAGAGAGUGAAGAACUCGGGGAUGAUAAGCAGCAAUGUGAAUAAUGGGAUUGGGAGUCCGUUGAAGGAGGAUCAAGAGGAGGAGAUUUCAAGAUCGGCAUUGGCUCUGUUUAGGGCUAAGGAAGAGGAAAUAGAGAGGAAGAAGAUGGAGAUGAGGGAGAAGGUAGAAGCUCGCCUUGGACGAGCUGAAGAAGCUACGAAGCGAUUGGCGGAGAUUCGCGAAGAACUUGAAGGAAUGACGGAUCCGAUGAGGAAGGAAGUUUCAUUCAUACGGAAGAAGAUUGAUUUGGUGAACAAAGAGUUGAAGCCAUUGGGACUCACUUGCCAAAAGAAGAAGAGAGAAUACAAAGAAGUGUUAGAUUUAUUUAACGAGAAGAACAGAGAGAAAUCUCAAUUGGUAUCCAAACUAAUGGAGUUGGUGAAUGAAAGCGAAAAAUUGAGGAUGAGGAAGCUGGAAGAGCUGAGCAAGAACAUUGACAUCCUGCAUUAAGAAGUGUUCUUCUAAGUUCUAACUUGAAUUAAUCACCAACAACUUUGUUUGUAUUUCCACAUUUUUUUUCUCCUCAACUCUCAUAUACAUAUCUUUUCUUUUUCGAAGUUUCCCAUCAGAAGAAAAAAAAAAGAGAGAGGAGGGAGAAAAAAAUGGAAUUAACUUUGCCAACAAAUGGGAAUGACGUUUGCUUGUAUUAAUAAGUUUGAUCACAACCACGUGAAUACUGUGUUGAUAGUGUGAUGCAUGUUUGACAAUGAUAUUUUUCCAUUUCUUUA